GUGGGGUCACGAGUCUUCCCAUUUCAGGCCCCCGGUCAGCACGUGUUUAGUCAUCCUGCUCGUCUUGGCGUGGCGUUCUUCUCUUCUCUUCUUUCAGCCUUGGUACUAAGGCAGAAGCAUAAGGCACAAACUUCUUCUCUUCUUCCCCCUGCUGCAAGCCACCUCCACGCCUUCAUCCGGCUUAGCAGAAACACCAAGACUUCUUCGCAGGUGAUCCUCCAAGCUUGUCUAAUGGAGUCGCCGUGUCUGUUCUUCUUGUGUGUUUCCCCUCUGGAAGCAGCUCUAUCUGGACAUACUUUGCGCCUUAAUGUGGGCGUCCUGCAAGCCCGUUUCUUCGCUCCUCACUCCCUCCCACUUUAUUCAGCCAACAUAUGCAAGAUCAAGCUUUCGUAUGCCUACGCUCCCCUGACCACAACCACAAUGGAUCGCAAACCCCGAGAUGGUCUACAAUGAAAUUAGAUUUUCGACUCGUUGGUUCAAGGUUGUUCGAACUCCUCAACCCAGGCGCUGACCUCAUCGCGAGCGUGCCGUCAUCACAUUGCAUACCAACACAUCGCCAUCUUUGUUAUCAUCUCCGCCUCACAUGUUCCUCCCUUCUUCAGACCUGUCCUGAGAUCCUCGGGCUGAGAAGGGCGCACCCAUCGCUAUUCCCGAACACGAAAGAUGGUGUAAGCGAAUAUGGUGGCGCCGGGCGACGGCGAACAAUCCGUGUGUGCUGCGAGUUGCUGACUCUAAACCACCCGACCUCUCGACACCUUCUAUAUACCGGUGAUUACUCAAACUUACUCACACUGCCAAGGUCGCCAAGUUCGCCAAGGACGGUGUCCGAAUCGCCCGUGUGCAGACUUUUCCAACGUUGUUGGCAUCCAACGCAGAGAUUGCCAAUUGGGCCGUUCAUACGCAUUCCAUACCUGGCAAUUUACUCUCGCAACUACCGCACUGCACGCCCAUAGUCAUUAACUAUCGCCAAACCAUCUUUACGCCGAGCCUAAACCCGAGCAGAAAACAGCAACCUUUUCUAGUCCAAGGUAUCUACGGAUACUACUACAAUGCUGCUUUUUAGGUUGACUAAUUGCUUCCUCCGACAUGACAACUUUCUUCCAUGUCUCCCGCGGGGCCUGCGCCGGUUCAGAUGAUGGGCAUUAGAGCAGUCCCCUCUCGACUCACGCACUCACAGCAGCAGACAGAUUAUAGUUGAUCUCAUCUUUCCUACCGGCCGCAGGGUCCCAUUUUCUCGCAAGUUGACGGCCUAGCUCACGCUCAAGUUUACCUGUCUUGCCCUAUGGCCGUCAUGGCAUUUCUGGCUUUCACCGCGUUGUACGGAUUCGGCGCAUAGCAAAUACCUUUAUAGGACGGAUGCACAUGAAAUGCUGCCAGGAUGGGAUCUUUCCUCCUCCUCC
Molecule: messenger RNA, 1400 nt
Organism: Colletotrichum phormii
Lineage: Eukaryota; Fungi; Ascomycota; Sordariomycetes; Glomerellales; Glomerellaceae
Exons: 1
Coding region: 372-953 (193 amino acids)
Source: RefSeq, a predicted model, not a curated record